AUGGCAAAUAUAAUAUUGGAUCUUAUAACAUGGUAUAAAUACAUUAACGAGGAUUUGGCUGAUCGGCGUAGCAAAGAUUAUUUUAUGGUUGGCACACCAUGGCAAGGUUUAACUGUAAUUGGUUUGUAUUUAUAUUUUAUAUUUAAUCUUGGACCGAGGCUUAUGGAAAAAAGACAACCUUUCAAAUUAAAUAGGAUAUUACAAAUAUAUAAUGUCUUCCAAAUUCUAAUAAAUGGAUUUUUAUUUUACGAAGCAUUAACGCAAGGUUGGCUAGGAAAAUAUAAUUACUUUUGUGAGCCUAUUGAUUAUUCGGACACACCACAUGCUCUACUGGUCACCAGAUUGGUGUGGUUAUAUUUCAUGAUCAAACUAUUGGAUUUAAUGGAUACUAUCUUUUGCGUACUCAGAAAGAAACAAAAUCAAGUGACAUUCCUUCAUGUAUAUCAUCAUGUUGGUGUCCUAAUAGCUUCUUGGUGUGCCGUUAAAUAUCUGCCUGGUGGUCAUGCAACUUUUUUAGGCCUUCUUAAUACAUUUGUUCACGUAAUAAUGUACACAUACUAUCUACUAGCAUCCAUGAAGAUAAAAACAAGCGCGUGGAAAAAGUACAUCACUCAGCUGCAGCUGGUCCAAUUUUUCCUAAUCGCUUGUCACUAUUUACAAUUAAUCUGGGUGGAAGAUUGUGGCUUCCCAAUAUGGCCGGUAUAUAUAAUGGUACCACAGAAUUUGUUUAUGAUGUUAUUAUUUGGAGACUUUUAUUACAAAACAUACACGAAGAAAAAGCCAGAAAUCAAAACGAUGACAAAGACAGAGAUAAAUGGCACUUUCCCUGAAAUAAAUGGAAAACCGAAAGAACAAUAAAUUUGAAAUACAAUGUUUCGUCUAAAACCUGAUCUAAAAUCUUUUUCGAUUUUACUUUAUUUUUCACGUUGACACAAAUGUUUCUUAAAAUUAAAUAUUAAUUGAGAUCUGAAGAUCUAAUAAGAUUUAUUAUUUUGUGGUCGUUAUCUUAGUUUGAUAAAUCUUUUGUAAAAAUACAUUUGACGAUAUAUUUUAUCUCUUAAAUCUUCAUUUUGAUAAACCAAUUACACUGUUUUACAAAAAAAAAAAUGCACAAAAAUGAAAAUAAUCAUUUCUCGCAGUUUUUGAGUAUUGUUUAUGAUCCCAUUUAAUUAUAUUAUAUUUUAUGUUGUUCAAGUUUUUUUAUGCUCUGUAGGAAUAUAGUAUAAGCGUUUAUGAAAAUCUUAUUACAUUUUUCAUUUUUUUUUAAGAUAAACAACUCACGUUUUAGCUAACAUUGUUUUUCAACUAUACAUACUCUAUAUUCGUCCAAUUUUUUAUGCAAUAAAAGCAAUAAUAGGAUUUUGCAAUAUUAUACUCGGAAUAUGAUAAAUUUUAAUUUCAGAAAGUCAUAUUAAAAGCGAUAUUAUUACGAAUUCUGAUUUUAUUUUAAAUUUAAAAUUACAUUAUUGUCUACGCAAUUUGCAAAGACAUUUAUCAUAUUUAUAUAAACAUACACUGAAAUAAAUAAUUUGAUUAUAUCAGCAAUACUUAUAUGCAUUUAAGCGUAUUUUGGUGAAACUAAGCAGAAUUUCUCGUUGUUAAAACAAUCGAGAUUAUAUAACUACAAUGUUUGCUAGACUUUAUCAUUCGGUAUUUCCUGCAAGAUUCUGAUUUGUCCGCUUUUGAACAUACUGGUUAAAUCUACCAGAUUUCCAGUUAAUGCAAUAAGACUUUUUCUUCAGUGUAUAUAGGUAGUUACAUAAGUUACAGAUAUAAAAGAUGUUUAAUAUUAAUAUCAACAUAAUAAAUUGUUAUUAAUAACAACGUUGUUAUUUAUAUACGCAGUCAUUAACAAUCCCUAUAUACAAUGUUAUUCUUUAUCUUUUCUUUUAAGUACAUUUAAUUAAAUAUAUAUUUUAUAUAAAUAUA
Messenger RNA from Solenopsis invicta (red fire ant), 1929 nucleotides. Its product is annotated as elongation of very long chain fatty acids protein. The coding region runs from base 1 to 858 and encodes 285 amino acids. The record is from RefSeq and is a predicted model, not a curated record. Gene Ontology annotation, cellular component: endoplasmic reticulum membrane. The transcript has 5 exons. Gene Ontology annotation, biological process: sphingolipid biosynthetic process; very long-chain fatty acid biosynthetic process; fatty acid elongation, saturated fatty acid. Gene Ontology annotation, molecular function: fatty acid elongase activity. Lineage: Eukaryota; Metazoa; Arthropoda; Insecta; Hymenoptera; Formicidae.